AUGGCUCGCAACACUUGGCAGACUGUGCCGAAGAAACUUGCACCCAGCAAAUCAAAUAAGCGCAAUCCAACAAAAGUCAAUGCCUUCAGGAAGCUGUUUCCCGCCGACAGCCAUCUCUUUGCAGGCGGGGUCACUGGCCGGUCUGUGGCAGAUGUCCGCAGACUCAUCUAUGCCCAAGUGUGGAGCCGUGAGCGUCGUGACGACUUCAAGAGCGACUUUGUUGUGUCGGAAUAUGGCAUCGAUCGAAAUGUGAUGCAGUAUUCUCAUUACUACGACCAACAGGGCUACCUGAGGCGGGAGACGCAUUACCGGAACCGCCCCAAUCUCCUGUUUGUGAACAAACAGAUCUCCGAUGAUCUCCUACAGUUUGUCUACUCCAUCAACACCUUGGAGAUCGAUGUCGACCUCAAGAGUCGAGAUACGCCUGAUGCCAGAACCUCCUUCAACAACAUCAUUGCCAGACUUCGCGGGAACCCUUAUUUCCAGAGAUUCACCCAGGCCCUCCGUGUCCGGAUUCAUUUUCCUGAUGAUUACCCGCGUCACAAUCUCCCCGCCAUUAAUCAAGCAAUCCUUGAAGAGAUUUCAGGGUUCAUUGAUGGUUGUCAGAGCCUGUCUGCUCUUCAAAUCCAUGUUGUCAUGAUGGAGGGUAUGAACGACUAUGAACUUAGAUAUGCAGCAUUCCCAUUCUAUCCUCUCAAGUUCACCGGAUGGAAUAUUUCUGUCCUAAACUUGCAGACCUACCGAUUCGAUCGAGUGCAAAAUGAGGAAGUGCAUCACCUGAACAAAGCUUGGGACCACUACAUCGCACAUGGUACCUUGACUGCAAAGAUUCCGCAAAGCCAGUCAAAGAUGUCACAUGUGCCCACGAGACCAGGCUCUCCUGAGUCAAUGACCCCUCAGAACGGCGGCUCCCAGAACGGCGGCUCCCAGAAUGGUGGAACGCAGGAGGCUGCCUUAAAGGAACGUGCCACAAAGAACAAGAAUGGCAGCAAGAAAAAGAAGGCACGCAAAGCUGGAGAUCAAGUCACACCCCCUCAGUCAGCGCCUCCGUCUGUUGCUGGGGAUCAUGUACCCCUACAGAAUGGGGAUCCACCUUCACCCCCAUCCACCCCCACGACUCCGAAAACGCCGACAGAGGGCUCGAUCGGUAUCUCUAACACCGGAAAGCAAUAUGAGUCGAGAUCUGGAUCAGUUACCGACGAGGACCAAGGAUCGAUACAAGAAGACAGAGUCGUGGAGAAGACCAUAGAGGCUUCGAAGGAGAUGGGCAGUGAAGAAACCAAUAUUCAUGACUCUUCUGGCCAUGAGCAGUACCCGGCCAUCCAUCAGUGCAAAGAGCAUCCCGAAGAAUUCCCCAGGCCUGUGAACAUUCCCUUGUCGCCAGCAAGAUCGGCUUCUAGCUCCGCUACCUUAGGAAGAGGUGCAUCAAACAAGCAGGUCUUCGAACUGAAGAAUAAUCUUGCUCACAAGAAUGGUACGGUAGCUAAGUACCUCGAGGAUGGAUGCUCAGUCCAAGUCGAGGACCGAGAUCCGCUCGUGAACAAGAAAGCCUUAAAGCGAAAGCGGCAGCGGGAGAAGGCAAGACGGGAGGCGGAGGAGAGGAAGGCUGCUGCCGAAUCUCAGGCUAACGAGAGCGAAAUCGAGGCCAGUCCCAUCCAAACGCCUACUUCACCGGCUCGAAUUGAAGUCGAUGCAGGCGAGACCAAUCUCUCCGAAUCACCUGCUUCUAGCCCAAGACGGAUUGUCGUGUACAGUCCAACGAGAUCUAGACGGGCGGCGUCCCGAUGCGACAGCUUGCCUCCUCGAGUCGACGGCUCAUCGUAUCCUGCCAAGGUCAAAAAGACGAAGAAGAUUAAGUACACAGAUGACGAUAUGCUUCAGCGAGGUUUCAUACCAUCUGUUGAAAUUGGUCGCGUGCAAACCAUCAUAUCUAUGGAGGAUGGAGACGACGACUUGACCAGCCGUGUAGCUCAGGCUGAUGACGAUGAGACUCGAGUUGUGGAAGAGCUUGAGGACAGUGAAGAUGACCCGGAGGGGGAAGAGUGGUCGAGCCAAGAUAACGACGACGACGAAUUGUCAGAUGGUUCCAGUCACUGA
Messenger RNA from Phaeoacremonium minimum UCRPA7, 2097 nucleotides. RefSeq lists its product as hypothetical. Lineage: Eukaryota; Fungi; Ascomycota; Sordariomycetes; Togniniales; Togniniaceae. Bases 1 to 2097 code for a protein of 698 amino acids. The transcript is spliced from 2 exons. The record is from RefSeq and is a predicted model, not a curated record.